This is a messenger RNA of Vombatus ursinus (common wombat), 1475 nucleotides long. It is a transcript of the gene GPRC5D, whose product is annotated as G protein-coupled receptor class C group 5 member D. The coding region runs from base 231 to 1250 and encodes 339 amino acids. NCBI's taxonomy places the organism in Eukaryota, Metazoa, Chordata, Mammalia, Diprotodontia, Vombatidae. Gene Ontology annotation, molecular function: protein kinase activator activity; G protein-coupled receptor activity. Gene Ontology annotation, biological process: G protein-coupled receptor signaling pathway. The transcript is spliced from 4 exons. Gene Ontology annotation, cellular component: signaling receptor complex; extracellular exosome; intracellular membrane-bounded organelle. The record is from RefSeq and is a predicted model, not a curated record.
GUGUGUGUGUGUGAGUGUGUGUGUGUUUUAUAGCUGCUCGAGAAACUUGGGUGACAGCCUUCUCUUUACCCGCCCAUUCGGGGAGAGAUUAAAGCCACUGAGAUUGGUUGUCCCAUUCUUACUUAUUGAAAACUACAUCUUCACUGCCACUGAAGCCUCGGGUUACAGACAGGACACAGGAAAGGAUUCUCUGAGAAGAAUAUUCUAUUUGGUGCCACUCAGGUGUCACCAUGUCUUCGGACUGCUUUGAGACCACCAAUGACUACUAUCUCCUCUGUAACACCGAAGAAGCAUGGGGCAUUGUUCUAGAGUCACUGGCAGCCAUAGGGAUUGUGGUAACAAUUCUGCUCCUCCUGUCACUUCUCUUGCUCAUGCACAGAGUUCAAGAUUGCAAUCGAUGGAGUAUCCUUCCCACCCAGUUUGUCUUCCUCCUGGGUGUGCUGGGUCUCUUCAGUCUCACCUUUGCCUUCAUCAUCAGACUCAAUCUACAGACUGGCCCUGUGCGCUACUUUCUCUUCGGUGUCCUCUUUGCUCUCUGUUACUCCUGCCUCCUGGCCCAUGCUUCUAAUCUGGUGAAGCUUGUCCGGGGGAGAGGCUGUUUCUCAUGGCCAACAUUACUGGGCAUUGCUAUUGGUGUCAGUCUGUUACAGAUCAUCAUUGCCAUCGAGUACGUCACCCUCGUGAUGAACCGAGGUCCAAUGUUUAUAUAUAUGACCCCAAAUCAACUCAACGUAGACUUUGUUGUGCUUUUGACCUAUGUUCUUUUCCUGAUGGCCCUAACCUUCUUUGUAUCCAAGACCAUCUUCUGUGGCCCCUGUGAAGCUUGGAGGUGUCAUGGUACAUAUAUAUUCAUCACUAUGGUCUUCUCAAUUAUUAUCUGGGUAGUAUGGAUUACCAUGCUCUUAAGAGGUAACCCCCAACUACAACAGCAGCCCAGAUGGGAUGAUCCUGUCAUCUGUAUUGCCCUGGUCACCAAUGCCUGGGUCUUCUUGCUGACAUACAUCGUCCCUGAGUUCUAUGAUCUCUACCGUUCAUGUCAGCAGGAUAGGGUCUUCCAAGCUCCAACCUUCCAGCAGAGCUUCAAACUGGAGACCCAAGAUGUUUCUCGAGCCCGAGACAGUGAUGGAGCUGAGGAAGAUAUAGCACUAACAUCAUGUGGUACCCCUAUUCAACUACAGACUGUUGAUCCAGAUCAAGAGUACUUCAUUCCACGAGUCAAGGUCAACCUUCACCAGGAUGCAGGAUUAUAAAGGCAACAAGAAGUAGCAAUGAGAAUUUGGAAAGAAAGACAGAACCUACCUAAGCAUACAAUUAAUGGGUUGCAAUACAGAUGUCAGCAUUAUAAUUGAAUUUCUAGAAAUCAUCAUGCAAACAAAGCACCUGCCUCUCCUUGCUUCUUUCCUGAUCUAUAAGGAGCCCUUCUAACAGCUCUUCAUCCAAAAAACCAUCUACUUUAUUAAAGAAAAUUACACUUU